AUGAACGGCAACCCUGAGGUAGUAUUUAUUUUUUUCUCAUCUUUCUUUUCUCACUCUCAAAUCAUUCCUCUAAUCAAAUUUUUUAUAUUUUUUCAGGUCCGCUUCGCCUUCAAGCUCAAGUCCAGCAAUAACGAGCACUACCGAGUCAACCCCGUCUUCGGAUUCGUGGAGCCCGGCGCCGCUGCCCAAGUCGAAGUGAUCCGCCAGAACGGCCCGCCAAAAGGUGAUGACAAGCUCGAGAUCUGCUUCGCUGGGGCUCCUCCAGAUGCUGGGGACGCCAAGGCCAUCUUCCCUCCUGGAUCUUCUGGCGAGUUCAAGGUCGACGUUCCUAUGGCUGCUGCAUGAGUAUGGCUGCGGGACGAUGGAUAUAGAUGAACACACAGAAAAGAAGGAUGAUAUAGGACCACCCAAAAUAUAUAAUCAUAAAUUGUGUAUAUUUCUUCCCUAUAUAAUGUACCAAUAAUAUUGUAUUGUUAUGUAUUUGUUGUAAAUAAAAUUGUUUUUCUGAAUUUGUUUUUGUUUGAAUUUUUGAUUUAGCUAGGAAGUGAGAAAAAAGAUUAGUGUUUUUUUGUUUGUUCUUUUCUUUCAAAUGUUUUAAUAAUUUGGUUCGAACUUGUUCAAUUUGGUGUUUUUCGAUGAAACUUUCAAUUUUGUGUAACGUCUCGCAAUUUU
Molecule: messenger RNA, 672 nt
Organism: Meloidogyne enterolobii
Lineage: Eukaryota; Metazoa; Nematoda; Chromadorea; Rhabditida; Meloidogynidae
Source: the annotation of a GenBank genome assembly